This is a messenger RNA of Cercocebus atys (sooty mangabey), 5069 nucleotides long. RefSeq names its product Sfi1 homolog, spindle assembly associated (yeast) (gene SFI1). The transcript has 34 exons. The record is from RefSeq and is a predicted model, not a curated record. Lineage: Eukaryota; Metazoa; Chordata; Mammalia; Primates; Cercopithecidae. The coding region runs from base 854 to 4939 and encodes 1361 amino acids. Gene Ontology annotation, molecular function: phosphatase binding.
UUAAUUACAUUUUCAAAUGAAGGGUUAAAAAAAGAGAUAAGCCUGGGAUUUCUAAUUCGGGGGCCAUGGGACUUCUCCCCUCCAACUGCAAAUUGUAGCAAUCUGCCGGGUACACGCAUGGGCGGGUCAUACUCCACGGGUUCCGGUUUCCACUCCCCGCGAACCAAAAGCCAAAGAGGCUCACGCACGAGCCCGGAAGUGAGGGAAGGAAGACUUUCGUUCGCAGCCACCUCCCAGCUGGAACCUCAUCCUUAGUGCUCGACCCCGGGCGGUGUUAACUCGGGGUUCCGCCUCGGAAUGCCUCCACUUCUCUCGUCUAAGAGGAGCAGUAGCAACCUGAGCUCAGAGCGAAGCUAGCGAGCCAAAGACUCUCAGUGGGAAUGCCCAGACGGUGCAUUCCCCACGCCCCUCGGAACCGACUCUCAUUGCUGCUGCUGCAAAAGCGACCGGUCGUGCGCCACCCGCCCGACUGAGGCUGCGCAAGCCCGGGGGUCUGGGUGGGGUGGUCCUCGUGCGCGCCGCGUCGCCGUGGAGACAAGGGCGGGCCCGGCGCGAGACUGGCGUCUAGAGGCGCGCGAAGCGCUGAGGCUGGCGUGGGCCGCGCGGGAGUUACGAAGCAGGUCCCGGACCGCCCUCUCCCGCCGGGUUUUCUCCCAGCGUCAGGCCCGAUGGCUCGGCUUCCCCAGAAAUAGUCACUUAGAUGACCUCUGUUACUUGGAGUGUGGUAUCAGAAAAUCUAGGACAUUGGUUUGAUUUAGAAGGGGAAGAUAAAAUACUUUGAUUCAAGAAGAAUCUGCUCACUGUGAAGUGUGUAUCAAGCCACAAUUUCCAUCAAAAAGUGAUUAAGCAGAGGAUGGAGAAGAAGGUUGAUUCCAGGUAUUUUAGGGAUGGUGCAGUUAAGAAACCUUACUCUGCAAAGACACUGUCCAACAAGAAGUCUUCUGCAUCCUUUGGGAUCCGGAGGGAGUUACCUAGUACCAGUCACCUAGUGCAGUAUCGUGGCACACAUACUUGUACCCGACAGGGCCGGUUAAGAGAACUGCGCAUCAGAUGCGUGGCCAGAAAGUUCUUAUAUUUAUGGAUUCGAAUGACUUUUGGAAGAGUAUUUCCCUCUAAAGCCAGAUUUUACUAUGAGCAGCAAUUACUACGGAAGGUCUUCGAAGAAUGGAAAGAAGAGUGGUGGGUUUUCCAUCAUGAGUGGAAACUCUGUGUUCGAGCUGACUGUCACUACAGGUAUUACCUGUAUAACCUGAUGUUCCAGACCUGGAAGACCUACGUGCGUCAGCAGCAGGAGAUGAGGAACAAGUACACUAGAGCCGAGGUUCAUGAUGCAAAACAAAAGAUGCGACAGGCCUGGAAGUCCUGGUUGAUCUACGUAGUUGUUCGUAGGACCAAACUUCAGAUGCAGACUACGGCUCUGGAGUUUAGGCAACGGAGUAUCUUAAGGGUGUGGUGGAGCAUGUGGAGGCAGCAACUAGGACAGGUCCGUGUGAGCCGUGCCCUCCAUGCCUCUGCUGUGAAGCACAGGGCCCUGAGCCUCCAGCUGCAGGCUUGGUCACAGUGGCGGGAACAGCUCCUGUAUGUCCAGAAGGAGAAACAGAAGGUCGUCUCCGCGGUGAAACACCAUCGGCACUGGCAAAAACAGAGAUUUCUGAAGGCCUGGCUUGAAUACCUGCAAGUUCGCAGAGUGAAGAGACAGCAGAAUGAGAUGGCUGAGCGAUUCCAUCAUGUCACCGUGCUCCAGAUACACUUCUGUGACUGGCAGCAGGCCUGGGAGCAGAGGCAGAGCUUGUAUGCCUACCAUGCCCAGGUGGAGAAACUGGCCAGGAAGAUGGCCCUGCGGCGCACCUUUACUCACUGGAAACACUAUAUGCUGCUGUGUGCAGAAGAAGCUGCCCAGUGUGAGAUGGCAGAAGAGCACCACAGGCACAGCCAGCUGUAUUUUUGCUUUAGAGCCCUAAAAGACAAUGUGACCCACGCCCAUCUCCAGCAAAUAAGAAGGAAUCUCGCUCACCGGCAGCAUGGUGUCACGCUGCUGCACAGGUUCUGGAACCUCUGGCAGUCUCAGAUUGAGGAGAAAAAGGAAAGAGAGCAGCUGCCCUUACUGCAUGCUGCCUGGGACCACUACAGGAUAGCACUGCUGUGCAAGUGUAUCAAAUUGUGGCUACAGUAUACUCAGAAGAGGCGGUACAAACAGCGGCUACAGGCCAGAGCGGAUGGUCAUUUCCAGCAGAGAACCCUGCCUGCUGCCUUCCACACGUGGAAGAGACUCUGGCGAUGGCGCCAGCAGGACAAUGUCCUCAAUGCAAGAGCAACACGUUUCCACAGGGAGACAUUAGAGAAGCAAGUAUUUUCUAUCUGGAGGCAGAAGACGUUUCAGCAUCAAGAAAACCGCCUGGCAGAGAGAAUGGCCAUCCUCCACGCAGAGCGACAGCUUCUGCAUAGGUCUUGGUUCACGUGGCACCAGCAGGCAGCAGCACGUCACCAGGAGCAGGAGUGGCAAGCAGCGGCCUGUGCUCACCACCGCCAUGGGCGGCUCAAGAAAGCUUUCUGCCUCUGGAGGGAAAGUGCCCAAGGGCUCAGAGCAGAGAGGACGGGCAGGGUGCGGGCAGCAGAAUUCCACGUGGCCCAGCUCCUGCGCCGGGCCUGGAGCCAGUGGAGGGAGUGCCUGGCCGUGCGGGGGGCGGAGCGGCGGAAGCUGACGCGAGCAGAUCGGCACCACCAGCAGAGAGUGCGGCACAGGGCGCUGCAGGCGUGGGCGACUUACCAGGGCAGGGUACGGAGCAUCCUCCAGGAGGUGGCAGCCAGGGAGAGCCAGCACAACAGGCAGCUGCUGCGAGGGGCAUUGCGUCGCUGGAAAGAGAACACCAUGGCCCGAGUGGAUGAAGCCAAAAAAACCUUUCAAGCAAGUGCUCAUUACAGAAGGACCAUAUGUUCCAAGGUCCUGGUCCAGUGGCGGGAAGCUGUGUCAGUGCAGAUAUAUUACCGACAACAGGAGGACUCUGCCAUCUGGGAGGCCCGGAAGGUGCUGGACAGGGGCUGUCUGCGGACCUGGUUUCAGCGCUGGCGGGACUGCAGCCGGAGGUCAGCCCAGCAGAGACUGCAGCUGGAGAGGGCAGUCCAACACCACCGCCGACAGCUGCUGCUGGAGGGGCUGGCCCGGUGGAAGAUGCACCAUCUGGAAUGUGUCAGGAAGAGGCUCCUGCACAGGCAGAGUACCCAACUGCUGGCACAGAGACUCAACCGGACCUGCUUCCGCCAGUGGAGACAACAGCUGGCAGCCAGGAGGCAGGAGCAGCAGGCGACAGUGCGGGCCCUGUGGUUCUGGGCCUUUUCGCUGCAGGCAAAGGUGUGGGCCACGUGGCUGGCCUUUGUACUGGAAAGGAGGAGGAAGAAGGCGCGGCUGCAGCGCGCGCUCCAGGCCUACCAGGGGCAGCUCCUCCAGGAGGGUGCCACACGGCUCCUGCGCUUUGCAGCCAGCAUGAAGGCCUCCCGGCAGCAGCUGCAGGCCCAGCAGCAGGUCCAGGCGGCUCACAGUCUCCAUCGUGCCGUCCGCCGCUGUGCCACGCUCUGGAAACAGAAAGUGCUGGGCCGGGGCGGGAAGCCUCAGCCCCUGGCAGCCGUCGCAUCCAGCAGGAAGGUGACGUUUGAGGAUCCCCUUCUCAACUGCAUUGCCGCUGGGGCUGGGGAUGCCACCGUGGGGACCAAGAGGCCACAGGCUCCUCUGCUUCAGGGAGCUCUGGGCCGCCUGGCUGCUGAGGAGCCCCACACCCGGGAACUCAACACUGCCCACUCAGCGAGGAAGCAGCCGCGACGCCCACACUUCCUGCUGGAGCCUGCGCAGAGCCAGAGGUCCCUGGGGUGUGGCACCAUGGGCAGACAGGGGCCUCAGAAGCCCAAGGAACAUGGCCUAGGUAUGGCUCAGCCAGCAGGCCCCUCCCUGACGCGGCCCUUCCUGGCAGAGGCCCCGACAGCACAAGUCCCACACAGCCCCAUGCCUGGGGCCCUGUCAAGCGCCCCUGGCCCAAAGCAGAUCCCGACGGCAAACACAGGCCCGGAGCUGCUGCUGCUGCCUCCUUCCUCCUUCAUGCCCUGCGGGGCAGCUGCACCAGCCAGGGCGUCAGCACAGCCGGCUACUCCUAGGGAUAAGCCCCAGGUCCCCCCAUCCCUGGCCAGUGUCCCUGACCCCCAUCUACUCCUUCCUGGGGACUUCUCAGCCACCAGGGCUGGGCCUGGGCUUUCAACUGCAGGCAGCCUGGACCUUGAGGCUGAACUUGAGGGGAUCCAGCAGCAACUACUGCACUACCAGACCACCAAGCAGAACCUCCGAAAAAAAAAAAAGUGCAGAGGAGACAGGCCCGAGACCCGCUGCACUCAAUGGUCUGGGGACCAUCAUCAUGCAGCAGCUUCAGAGCUUCGACAGCAACAGACUCUGGCGUCUCAUCCUUGCCUCUGCACAGGGGAAGAGAGACAAGAAGUGUGUUUUCGCCCAGGCCCACCUGAGUUGCUGUCUGCUAGGGAGGGCGGAGGAGACUGGGAGAGGAAAAAGAAGUGUUCGGCUCCCAAGCAGGGGCCUGCAGCUCAGGUCAGGGGCCCUACCAGACCGCCUUUCUCUCUCCACCCGAUACCCGCAUCAGAAUUAGCUGAGGUGCCGCUCUCUGAGCUGGAUGGGGCUCUGCCAAGGACCCAGCCUGGCAGGCAGCAGGUAUCUCCACCCCUCAGGUCCUGUCAGCGGCAAGCGAGCAGCCUGCGCAGGUGGCUGGAGCUGAGCAGAGAGGAGCCUGGACCCGAGGACCAGGAAGUAGAGCAGCAGGUGCAGAAAGAGCUGCAAGAGGUGGAACUGCAGAUCCAGCAGCUGGCAGAGGAGCUCCAGGCUCAGCGCCAGCCCAUUGGCACCUGCAUUGCUCGCAUCCAGGCCCUGCGGCAGGCCCUGUGCUAGCGUGUUUGCCCCAGGGAUGCAGGUGCUGGGCUGUCGGGGAGGCCUAGGCCACCUCCAGGAACAGAACACAAAGUUAUAAGUUUUAUUUUUUUAUUUCAAAAUGUUUUGCCAUUAAAUGAAUUACUGUUCA